AUGGGUUCUGUCGUCCUGCCGCACUUGCGUACCGCUUGGCACGUCGACCAGGCCAUUCUCUCUGAAGAAGAACGACUCGUAGUCAUUCGAUUUGGCCGCGACCAUGAUGUCGACUGCAUGCGCCAAGAUGAAGUCCUCUUCAAAAUCGCUGAACGGGUCAAAAAUUUCGCUGUGAUUUACCUCUGCGACAUUGACGAGGUCCCUGAGUUCAACACCAUGUACGAACUCUUCGAUCCAAUGACCAUCAUGUUCUUCUAUAGGAACAAACACAUGAUGUGUGAUUUCGGUACCGGUAACAAUAAUAAAUUGAACUGGGUGCUCGAGGAUAAGCAAGAGUUGAUCGAUAUUCUUGAGACGAUUUACAAGGGUGCUAAGAAGGGACGAGGUCUCGUGGUUAGCCCGAAGGAUUACUCGACGAGGUAUCGGUACUGA
Messenger RNA from Aspergillus bombycis, 432 nucleotides. Its product is annotated as DIM1 family thioredoxin-like protein. The record is from RefSeq and is a predicted model, not a curated record. The coding region runs from base 1 to 432 and encodes 143 amino acids. NCBI's taxonomy places the organism in Eukaryota, Fungi, Ascomycota, Eurotiomycetes, Eurotiales, Aspergillaceae. Gene Ontology annotation, cellular component: U4/U6 x U5 tri-snRNP complex; U5 snRNP; spliceosomal complex. Gene Ontology annotation, biological process: mRNA splicing, via spliceosome. The transcript has 5 exons.